Molecule: messenger RNA, 765 nt
Organism: Tetrahymena thermophila SB210
Lineage: Eukaryota; Ciliophora; Oligohymenophorea; Hymenostomatida; Tetrahymenidae
Product: 33 kDa inner dynein arm light chain, axonemal protein
Exons: 3
Cellular component (GO): axoneme
Molecular function (GO): dynein heavy chain binding
Source: RefSeq, a predicted model, not a curated record
AUGAUUCCAGCAAAUAAUAGCUUAGUUAAAUAUUCAACUCCAGUUUUGGUUUCUGUUGCAGGAAAAAAAAAAGAUAUUAAAAAGAAGCCUUCUUAAACUGGGCCUUCUGGAGCUAAUGCAAAUUAGUCUUAGAUGAUUAACUAGACUUAAAUGUAAGAAAAGAAGGAAACACACAGAACAGAAGAUAUAUUAUCAUAGAUUUUACCUCCAAAAGAAUAUACAUUAGAAAAUGGAUAAUUAUGGAUACAAACAGUUCUUUCAACACCUGCGACAAGAACUGAAGUUAUUUAACUUUAAGAAGAUCUUGAUCGCAAAUUAUAAUAAAGAUAAGCUAGAGAAACAGGUAUAUGCCCAAUUAGAGAAGAACUUUACGAAUAAUGCUUUGAUGAAUUAAUUAGAUAAAUUACUAUAGAUUGCAGAUAAAGAGGUUUAUUGCUUGUUAGAGUAAGGGAUGAAUUCAAAAAUUAAUUAGAAGCUUAUAAAACUUUGUACGAAUCCUCAAUCGCUUAUGGCAUGAGAAAAAUGAUUGAUUCUGAAUAAAAAAAAACUGAUAUGAGAACUCAAAUAAUGUAAUUAGAAAGGGAGUGUGAAGAACUUAGCAAAGCUGUGGAUGAGCUUGAAGAAAAGAUAUCUUUUACCAAAAAGAAUGAAAAUGAAAAAUUAAACAAUGAAAAUGAAAUACAUAGAGUUGAAACAGAAAAAAUCAAAUAAAAUAACACAAAGCUAAAAGAAGAAUUACAAGCUUUAUUGGAAGGAAAGAAGUGA